Spizellomyces punctatus DAOM BR117 is the source of this 3463-nucleotide messenger RNA. RefSeq names its product IRE protein kinase. The transcript has 8 exons. The record is from RefSeq and is a predicted model, not a curated record. Lineage: Eukaryota; Fungi; Chytridiomycota; Chytridiomycetes; Spizellomycetales; Spizellomycetaceae. Gene Ontology annotation, molecular function: ATP binding; protein serine/threonine kinase activity; RNA endonuclease activity. Bases 180 to 3362 code for a protein of 1060 amino acids. Gene Ontology annotation, cellular component: IRE1-TRAF2-ASK1 complex. Gene Ontology annotation, biological process: intrinsic apoptotic signaling pathway in response to endoplasmic reticulum stress; protein phosphorylation; IRE1-mediated unfolded protein response.
GCACAGCUUUCUGGGUGCUUGCUGUUAUUUGCCCAAUUUUCCAAAUGCAAAUUACAGUAUGAGCUAAAAAGUUAUUGGUAUCUUUGUUUACUGAAAGAACCCUUGGUGAAUAACGUGUCUGCAGUCACAUUCUUGUAUAUCGUCACAGUGUCAACCUACACUGUCUUUCCGAGGCACACAUGCCAACCCACCUCCACUUUAUCCUUCUCCUCCUCUACGCACUAGCAUCCGUCGUCCUUGGCCGCCCAGGCGGGGGUUGGCUCGGCCUUAAACCGACACCCAAAGGCCCUAGUGAAUUGGUUCCCUUGGACCAUAUCCAAAACCAACCGUUACUGCCAAAGACGAUACAUCCAACCGACUUGCUUGUUGUGACGACGUUGGAUGGAGCAUUGCAUGGUGUUCAUCGACCCACUGGACGGGUUGUUUGGAGUCGGAAGGAUGAUGGGUGGGGGCCAUUGGUCAAGGUGACGGACGUCAAUUUGGGAACAAAGAAUGGGUUGGUUGCCGGUGGUGUUGAGGUCAUACAGGAGCCGGUUUUGGGGGAAAAUGUGGAGAGGUUUGGAGAUGGGAUGGUUCUAGGUGAGGUGGAGGUCAUUGAAGAUUCGGAUGAUCAUCGAGAGACGGACGAGAAUGCACGGGUGAUGGAUGAGACUAUAUUGGGGGGCAAUAUCUAUGAUCAUUUGCUUCCGGUUGGCGAGGAAGAGGACCUGUACUCCCAGGGUAUCUAUAUUCCGGAACCAACUGGCAACGGAGAUUUAUAUUAUUACGAACCCGGAAAGCCCAUCAAGAAACUGCCACUUCCAAUCAAACGCAUUGUAGACGAUAACCACGCCUUCAUGUUCGGUGACUAUGUUUUCACGGGAAAAAAGGUUAAUCGUCUCGUUGCUAUUGAUCCAUUUACGGGCAAGAUUGUCCGUGUCUACGGUGGUGAUACUGAAGACAAAGUUGAAGAGUUGGGUGACGAGCGGGACGCUGUGUAUAUUUCUAGAACACAAUACAUAUUGAGCAUGUGGGAUCGUCGAACGUCCAAAUUGAGGUUCAAUAUUACAUACGGGGAAUUUUCAGCCCCGCAUCAGCCGCAUUUCGAUCUCGGAGGGGAGAUAUUGGACGGUCCACAUCCGGGUAUCCUUGCCCCACCCAGAAAAGUCAAUGCGCAAAUUACACCAAAGGAGGAUCCGUUGGAUGGUCUUGAUCGGGAUUUAGAAUUAGCAAUGCGAAUGCAAUUCGAUACGCCCGCCGUAGGUGCUUUUAACGUGGGUACCAACCCUCAAGGAUAUCAUCUCCGGAAAACGUAUCCCCCUCGACCCUCACCUCCAUCCAUGACAGCCAUUCGAAAGACGGAUGCGUAUGUGGGGUACCACAAUGGGAGUUUCUACCUCCUCUCUUCGAAAAACUUCCCCGACAUGUCGCAUGCGCCGUUGGGUGUUUUAUCGGGACCCAGUUUGCCGGCUUCCGAGACCGAUGUGUGUCGAUCGCUGCCGAACGGGGUGGUUCUUCCGCAAUGUUUGGUUGGAGCGCAUACGGUUGUGGAGCAUCGAACGUUGGCGGAGCGGGUCAAGGAGUUGGGGAUGCAUGCGAGGGAAAGUAUUCAUGGCCAGAGUUGGGUUCUUGGUUGGGUGAAAUUGCUGGCAGUGGUGGUCGUAGGGAUCGUGGGAUUUUGGAGGUGGAGGGUGCGUCGUACUGAGAAUGUUGUGGAUACAAAUGCAAAAAAGACUCCAGAGACCGAGAAGGAAAAUCUUGUACAGCCUGAGGAAUCGGAUGGAAACGGCCAGAAAGAUAAAGCCGAUGGACCUCCUGUGAAAACAGCAUUAGAUACGGAUACGAAAUUGAACGAAUCGCCAGCGGACGAAGGCAUAUCACUGCCAUCUCAACCAGAAACUCCCACCAAAACCGUCCGGAAACGACGAAAGAACGGUAAAACAUCCAGAAAAGAAUCGCCUCUGCCCACCCCACCUCCUUCUUCCCCUUCCCCAAUCCAAUCGUUGACCGAGUCCUCCUUUUCCACUGUUCUCCCAGCCUUGGCCGACUCAGGAUCUCUUCCACUUCCAACUCCACCGCUGACUGAACCAACGUUACCUGCACCUACCGGUCUGCGUUCCCUAACCGUCAGCGACCAUAUUCUCGGGUACGGUUCCCACGGCACCGUCGUGUACAAAGGAACCUUUGAAGGCCGGGAUGUAGCCAUCAAACGCCUCCUGUUGGAUUUCUACGACGUGGCUGAUCACGAAGUGAAAAUGUUGCAAGAGAGCGAUGACCAUCCCAAUGUUGUUCGGUAUUAUUUUCGGGAGAAGAAUGCGGGAUUCAUGUACAUUGCACUUGAACUCUGUCCGGCCUCAUUAUAUGAUGUGAUUGAGAAGCCUCAUGAAUCGUUUUGUGCCGAGUUACGAGUAAAGUUGAAGCCGGCGGUAGUCCUGUAUCAAAUCAUGGCUGGGAUUCGCCAUUUGCAUUCGUUAAAGAUUGUACAUAGGGAUAUCAAGCCGCAGAAUAUUUUGGUUGCGGCUGGAAAGAGUAAAAACCCGCAUCCGCGGAUCCUGAUUUCAGAUUUCGGGUUAGGAAAGCGGCUAGCGGAGGACCAAUCCUUCUUUCAGCAUACCCACAUGACAGCGGGUGGAACAGUCGGAUGGCGUGCGCCCGAAUGCAUUCUCUCAACCACCACUACAGCAACAACUGAAGCAACACCCUCUGAUACACCACGCAUUACGAAAGCCAUUGACAUCUUCUCUGCGGGUUGCGUGUUUUACUACAUACUCACAAACGGUGCACACCCCUUUGGCGACACAUACAUGCGAGAAAUGAAUAUUCUCAAAGGGAAUUUCCGAUUGGAUAAAUUGGAUUUGAAUGGUGAAGAAGGGUACGAAGCCAAAGACUUGAUACGCCGAAUGAUAGCCAAGGAUCCUACAAAACGACCGGACGCAAGUCGGAUUUUGAUGCAUCCGUAUUUUUGGACACCUGCGAUGCGUUUAGGGUUUUUGCAGGAUGCCUCGGAUAGGUUUGAAGUGGAGGAACGGGAUCCACCGAGUGCUGUUCUAAAGGUGUUGGAACGGGGAGGUCAUAAAGUGAUUGGAAAUGAUUGGUACAGGAGGAUGGAUCGGAUGUUGCUGGAUAAUUUGGGAAAAUAUCGAAAAUAUGAUGGGGCGUGCGUGAGGGAUUUGUUGAGGGCUUUGAGAAAUAAGAAACACCAUUACCAAGACCUUCCACCACCCGUGCAAAAAGCCCUCGGACCCCUGCCCGAAGGAUUCUUGACGUAUUUCACGUCUAGAUUCCCCUCGUUGCUCUUACAUGUCUAUUACGUCGUAUCAGAAACAAAACUAAGGAAUGAACAUUUGUUUAGACAAUAUUAUGAGUUGAAGGAUGUGUACUAGUCUUUUGUGUAGAUAAUAUGGUGAAACUACAUGUAUGUAUGAACACUUUACAAUUUAAACCCGGAAUGUAUGGCCGCAACACCAAAGGUCAGAUCCUCCCA